This is a messenger RNA of Camellia sinensis, 2223 nucleotides long. The record is from RefSeq and is a predicted model, not a curated record. NCBI's taxonomy places the organism in Eukaryota, Viridiplantae, Streptophyta, Magnoliopsida, Ericales, Theaceae.
AUGGAUAUGUUAUGUCUUUACUGUUCAGCCUUACAUUGGAUGGACGAAAAAUUAGCACAAUCAUCUCGAAAGCGUCCCCUAUUUGGAACUUGCUGUUCAAAAGGAAAGACUAGGCUACCUUUGCUUAUGACACCCCCUCCACCGCUUCAAGCAUUAUAUGAUGGGGAUGAUGAUCAAGCAAGAUCGUUUCGACGUUAUACUCGAGUAUACAAUGCAGCCAAUGCUUUUACAAGUCUUGGUGCUACAUUGGAUCCAAGAGUACUAAGGGGAAGCGGCCCUAAACCAUUUAUUAUCCAUGGGGAAUUGCGACAUCGAACAGGAUCACUUCUACCACAGCCAGGUCAGGAUGCGACUUAUGCUCAGUUGUACAUUUAUGAUCCUGAUUCAGCUUUAGAAGUUCGAAAUCGUAGAAAUCCUCACUUACAAAGGGAUGUUCUCAAAACUAUUCAAGAUAGUUUGUUCCAAGUUAAUGCAUUUGUAGACAAAUUUUGCCAGGCUCAUGUAAUUUUGAAUCAAUUAGCCUUCACUGGACAAAAUCUACCUGCUCAUCUUCACUAUAGUUCAGCAACAGACCGACGACGGUAUAACCUACCAACUGCUGAUGAGAUUGCAAUUGUAAUACCAGGUGAUGGAACCGAGGUUACUGGAAUGAGAGAUGUUGUUUUACAUCUACAGGGAAAUAAUGAACUGAUGCAAAUUAAUGAAUGUCAUCCAGUGUAUUUGCCAUUGCAUUAUGUUUUAUUAUUCCCGUAUGGUGAGCUCGGAUGGGAACCUGAGUUGAAAUUGUGGGACGUUAAACAUGAUCGGCCUUCAACUGAUCGACUUACUCAAAUGGAUUUUUAUAGUUACCGUUUGUUUGAGCGAUCUACAGAGUAUUCAACAAUUUUGAGAGGUGGAAAACUAUUCCAAGAGUUUUUGGUAGAUGCUUGGGCUGCAACUGAGCAAAAUCGGUUGAUGUACUACAAGCUUAAUCAAAAAAAAAUUCGGGCUGAACUUUACCAAGAUUUAAGCGAUAUCGAUUCAAUGGCUAUCACGCGAUACAACCAGCACCCAGAUAUUUUUCUCACCAUGACUGCAAAUCCCAAUUGGCCAGAAAUUACUUCGGCAUUAUUACCACACCAAAAGCCUAUUGAUCGUCCGGAUUUGAUUGCCCGUGUUUUUGAGCUAAAAAGAAAGUGUUUGAUGAAGGAGAUAGAGACAAACAAAGUGUUCGGUAAUAAAGUUGCGCAUGUUUUUACAAUUGAAUUCCAAAAACGAGGCCUACCACAUAUGCAUGCACUUCUCUUUCUUAAAGGUCCAGACAAAAUUCGAACAUGUGCUCAAGUAGACAAAUUAGUUUGUGCAGAAUUUCCAGAUCCAAAAGAUGAUCCUACACUUUUUGAAACUGUCAAGUGUUGCAUGGUACAUGGACCAUGUGGUGCUCGAAAUCCCCAAGCACCAUGUAUGGAAAAUGGUAGAUGUACUAAGAGAUACCCUCGAGCCUUUGCAGAAUCAACAACUAUGGACCAAGAUGGAUAUCCAAUCUAUCGUCGUCGUAAUAGUGGUCAAGUAUAUACUGUGAGAGGACAGGAAGUUGAUAACAGGGAUGUGGUACCAUACAAUGCAUAUCUUUCUAAACGGUUCAACUGUCAUAUAAAUGUAGAAGUUUGUUCUGGAGUGAGAUGUGUUAAGUAUAUACAUAAGUAUAUUUACAAGGGUUAUGAUCGCACAACAAUGGUUUUGGGAUUGAUUAAUGAGAUCCAACAAUAUCUUGAUGCGAGGUAUAUUGGACCACCAGAAGCUGCUUGGCGAAUAUUCGGUCAUCAUUUGCAUGCAGAGAUGCCAACAGUUGUUCGCUUGGCACUUCAUCUACCUGGAAUGCAUCGUGUUCUUUUCAAUCCUAAUGACUCAUUGGAAAUGAUUCUUUCUAGAGCUGCACAACAAAAAUCGACUCUUACUGGCUUUUUUGAUUACUGUGCUUCCAAUGAAAAUGAAUGCCAAUUCACUUACCAAGAAUUUCCGCAACAUUUUGUUUGGCUCAAGUCAGAACAUAGAUGGAAACCAAGAGAACAUAGAUAUGCAAUUGGUAGAAUGUACUUUGCUAGCCCUAACUGUGGUGAAAGAUUUUAUUUACGUUUGUUGUUAACUGUUGUCAAAGGGCCAAGAUCGUUUCAAUGUUACGUACAGUUAACAAUGUUUUGCAUGAGACGUUUAAAUCAGCAUGUGUUGCUAGAGGACUCUUAA